AUGAGUGGUACAGUGACAAUGCACAGUGUCUUCGUCUACGGCAGUCUCAUGGCGGACGACGUCGUUCGCCUUCUCCUCAAGCGUGUGCCUCACACCGCUUCCGCAAUCCUCCCUGAUUUCCAUAGAUUCAGCAUCAAAGGACGUGUUUAUCCCACGAUUCUACCAGCUGAGGCUGAUAAAGUCUCUGGCAAGGUACUCUUUGGAAUUACAGAUGAUGAACUUUACAUUUUAGAUGAGUUUGAGGAUAUUGAGUAUACAAGAGAGAAUGUUCAAGUUUUGCUAACUGAUAGCUCAGAGAAACUGCAAACAAAAACCUACGUAUGGGCCAACAAAGAUGAUCCUGAUCUGUACGGUACAUGGGACUUCGAGGAAUGGAAGCAACUUCACAUGGAAGGUUUCUUGAAGAUGACUAAAGAAUUUGCAGAACAGAUGAACUUACCGGAAUCAGAGACAUGA
Messenger RNA from Microthlaspi erraticum, 456 nucleotides. The record is from the annotation of a GenBank genome assembly. NCBI's taxonomy places the organism in Eukaryota, Viridiplantae, Streptophyta, Magnoliopsida, Brassicales, Brassicaceae.